AUGUAUGGUUUCAAAUCAGUUUUUGACGAAGUUUACGAUUUGAGAGUGAGUUUAAUUAUUUUUCUUUUUUUUUCAUAUAUAAAAAUACGUUAUUUUCAGUUUAAAUCACGAUUUAAAUGCUGUUAUUGCGAGAAAAGUCAUCUUUUUUCCAAAGAUAUUACAGUGAUGUCGAGUGGAAGACGUGAAGCAUUGCGAAAUUGGGUGGAUAUUCUGGGUGGUACAUUUCAAAAAAAUAUAAUUGGAUUGAAACAAAUCACGAUAUGUAGAAGCCAUUUCAAAGAGACAUGGACAAAUAAUCGACCGCUUGAUUUAUUGCCUUUUGCCGAUUUGGGAAGACCUGAUGUUAUUCAAGAAGAUCAGUAUAUGAAAAUGAAAAUGAAAUCGGAAUGUGUGAGUUUUUUUCUUGAGAAAAAUUUCAUAAAUCUGUCGAAUUUUCAGGGUCACUUAUCUCACAAAUGCGCAUAUUGCGGAAAAGUCAAUAAAUUGAUGCAAAUGACAACUGUUCCAACAAAUGAAUUUGUUUUCAAUAAAUGGGUUGCAAUAUUAGGAGACGAAUUCAGGAAAAAUGUGGAGAAUUGUGAGAGAAACAUCUCAGCGAUUUGUAGAACUCAUUUUGAUGUGCAAUUUCGACAACGACCACCAUCAUUGUUGCCAAAAUCAAUGGAAACGCCAGAAAAACAGGAAAAAAGUGUGAAAAUCGAGGAGAAAGAGAAAAAAGAUGAGCCAAAUAUGUUGCAAUGUUGUUAUUGUUCAGAAAUUCGAAAUAAUUUGACGGAAAUGAUUCAAACUCCAAAAGAUACAAAAGGUUUAUUGAGAUGGUCCGAUAUUCUUGGACCGAUAUUUUAUGGGAAUUAUAUGAAGAGAAAGAAUCGAUAUAUUUGUGUGGAACAUUUGAAAAAGGGAUCAAAACGAAUUUUCAAUGAUGAAAUUAUGGAGGAAUUUAGGCAGAAAGAGAGUUUGAAAGAAAAGGAGAAGGAUUUGAUUCCAAAUAUUAUGAAAAAAGAAAUUGAAGUUGAGGAGAAGCCUGGAAUUGAGAAGAUUUUGAUUGAAAAAGAUUGGGAGGAAGAAGUAAAACCAAUGAAAUUCGAGAAAAUCAAACAAGAAAUUCGGAAUUAUAAGGUGACCGGUUUUGUAGUUACAUCGUGA
Caenorhabditis angaria is the source of this 1146-nucleotide messenger RNA. The record is from the annotation of a GenBank genome assembly. NCBI's taxonomy places the organism in Eukaryota, Metazoa, Nematoda, Chromadorea, Rhabditida, Rhabditidae.